AUGUUACGUCUAGUAAUACUGACAAUCCUUCUACAACAAGCCUACUCCAUCUGCAAUGUCCCGCCUGACUUUUGGUGUGAAAACCCUCAAAUUGCAUUGGAAUGUACUGGAUCUCUGGACUACUGUUCGAACUACGUUAGGAAUCAAAAGGAUCGUAAAAUAAAGAUUGAGCUAUCUUUUGAAGCCGCUUGUCCGGAUUCGAGAGGAUUCAUUCAAAGGAUCUAUCCACGACUCCUGGCACAGCCAUUUUUGUAUGACAAAGUUGACUUCCAACCAAUUGCCUGGGGGCUGUCCAAGUACGAAGAAGGUAAGAAUUUAACAAAAAAUAAGUUUUACAAUUACUGUUUUGUGUUACGUAUGGGAGCGAAACAAACAAUCAAAUAUUGUACUAAUGUAAUACGUUAUUCAGCAGGAAAACUGAAAUGUCAUCAUGGAACAAGAGAUUGCGUUGGCAACCGGCUCUUGACCUGCUUGAUGAAGCAUAUGGAAGACGAUUUAGAACAACGUGAUCGAGUACUUUACUGUUUUAUGUCAAGGAUGGAAGACAAAGAAUCUGAUCCUACAACUAACAUGUACAAAUGUUUCCAACAAUCCAGCAACAACAUCUUUUCGAUCGUCAUUCAGUAAGUUUAUUUUAUUCUCUCAAAAAGUACUGGUAUAGACUGUUUAAUUUUAAAAACUUUUGGUAUUUCUAUAAUACUUACAAUACGGAAUGACGUUGUUACAUAUAUAAAAAAAUAUCUUUCCUAACUUAAUGUUUUAGACCGUGUGCUAAUGGGCUGGAAGCUACAGUGAGCCAAAAGUACGAUGAGCAAAGGACACAGCAGAUUCUGAAACGCCCCAGAUUUGUCCCUUAUAUUGCCAUCAACGGUAACUCUCACCAACACAUGCAAGCUGCUCAGAUCAUGUUGCCAGAGAAGAUACGGUCGUGGGGAGAAACUUUAGAUGUAAGUCGUAAUAACACCACGUUAUAUUAUUUUUAUAUGUUUAAGUCCUUCACUCAGAUUCAUUUAUUAUAAUUUUUUUAAUUCAGCUAUCAAAGUAAAUUAACUUUCAGAACUACCCAUUAAGCGCAAUUCAUCGCCCAACCCGUUGUAUGACUCCUCCAGAUUACUGGUGUUCAACUCCAGAAGUAACUUCCACCUGCUUUGAUCAGACCUUAUGUACUGCCUACAACAGCCACAUCUAUGGCCAACCAGUCAACUUCAAGUUUAUCUACAAACAGAAUGAUCCUAGAAUCAAGAGUUACUUCGUCGGCUACGUCAAAAAACACUUUACACCAACUGACAGUAUGAGAACUGAGAAUAACACUGGCAAAGUUGUGAUUGAUCUCGACCCGGUACCUGAACCGUUGCAUCAAUGUAAAAGUUCAAGUUGUGCAGAUGCAGCUAUUACUGAAUGUGUUAUUGCCAAGUUGAACGUCGUGGACAAAAACAAUGUUCUUUUGUGUAUGAUAGAGUACGGACCUUCGGCUGACAGGGCUUGGAAUGGCUUUUGCAAAAAAAUGGUGACAACAGCGCUCUCAGACAGCAUCAGGUAAGGUUCAAAACCAAUAUAGGAGGAUAUAAACUAGUUUUUGUAAUGUUGUGGUAGAUGUAAAUAUCUUGAAUUUAACUUUUCUUUCAAUUUUCGGACUGACUCAUUUAAUCCUUUCUAAUCAUAGCUGUUCAAUUACCAAUCACAAAUUUACUUUCUUUCCGAAAUGUGAUUAUUCAGUGUAACACAUUCCUUAUCUGAAGCGACGCCUCUGUGUCUGUCGCGAAUCUUUUGUCCUAAUUUCCAGCAGAAUUCGAUCUUGGAUCGUUAAAUCAGCGAAAAGUACUCUGUUUAAUACCACUUUACACUUUUAAAGCAUUAAAAACCUUAUUUCCAAAACUUUUUCAAACAACCUUAUCUGUUUUGAACACAACUCCAACAGCAUCUGAACUAUCUUAUAAACCCUUAACAACAACUAUCUUGACCUUUUAAUACACUGUGAACCACCUUGAUUACAAUGUUUUGAUUACAGUAAAUGCUCGCGCUCUGCCGAAUGGUAUCAACACUCGAUGAGAAGGACUACGCUACAAUCUGUUUACAAAGUCGAUCUCAGAGUUCGAGACUACCAGCUCAUUGUAAAUGGCCAUAACAUUCCAUCGGCACAAGGCCUAGCACAUAAUUUACAUAAACUGGUGUGUUUGUGGUACAGAGGGCCAGGACACGAUCGUGACAACUGUUACCGAUGUGAUAUUGAACCUACUCAUUGCAUUUAA
Bursaphelenchus okinawaensis is the source of this 2249-nucleotide messenger RNA. NCBI's taxonomy places the organism in Eukaryota, Metazoa, Nematoda, Chromadorea, Rhabditida, Aphelenchoididae. The record is from the annotation of a GenBank genome assembly.